Molecule: messenger RNA, 1753 nt
Organism: Vigna umbellata (rice bean)
Lineage: Eukaryota; Viridiplantae; Streptophyta; Magnoliopsida; Fabales; Fabaceae
Source: RefSeq, a predicted model, not a curated record
AUAAGUUAAUUUAUAAUGGCUCUUUCAUAUUAACUUCUCCAAAAUCAGAGUUUUAACUUACGCAUAAGAUAGUUUGAACUACCGCAACUUAUUUCUUUUUGUUCUUUUUAUUUUCCUCUUCUGUAAGUGGUUACAGAGAUCUACUUAAGCAGGCCCAUAGUCAUAAAUGCACGAAGAGUAGUGUAGUUGGCAUCCUCAAAUUGAUAUUUUAAAUUUAUGUGUGGUUGGUGUCUUGUGGUUGAGAGAUGCCACAUGAUGUAUCGUGACAAUGUGCAUUCUAAUUUGUGUUUGUUUCUCCCAAUAAAGCAUUCUUUAUUUGCUUGCCCUACUCAGUUCUGCUGUUUAUGGAAAAUGGAUUUUUGUGUUUUGUGAUUUGCAUCUCAAGCAGCCAUGCAGUGGUUGAUUCGAUGAUGCUUUGCUAGUGUGAACUUGGUGACACAUUAUACCCUUUGCAACCCUUCUUGCUUGCUAUUAUCUGGCUAUAUCCAUCAGAGCUUUGAACAUUUGGGAGUUUGAUUGUAGCUAAAAGAAGCAUGGAAGGCACUAAGGGUGAUGAAGGAUCCAUUACCGUAGGAACCACUGGAACAAUCAGCUUAUUGAUGACAAAGGAAUUGGAUCAGAUGUCUGGUGUUCCACAGCAGGAUCUAUCUUCAACAAGUAAACCUCGAAUUUCAGUUUCAAGUGGUAGUGCUACGCCGAAACGACCACAACCAAGAAAAUCAUUUGAAGCCAGUAGUAGUAGUAGUAGUACUAGUAGUAAUGUUACAAACCAUAUAAGCUCAGGGAUUGGCCCCAAAACAAAACAUAAUGGCAAACAUACCCAUCAACUACCCAUGCUUGGUUCCCACACCCUUCCAUUGGAGGCAAGUCCAGUUAUGAAGAAAAAGGAUAAGAAGAAAAAAUCUAAAUUUGUGGAAGUUGUGGACAUCAAGUGUGGUUAUGCAGAUAAAGCUUGGGCCACACCUAUCACAAAUUCUCUCAAGAAGUUGGGUUUCUCAAAGCUCUCUGAGAGCAUUACCUAAAGCUGGAAUUGUAUGUCAGACUUCAGGUUCUUGUAGCUGAAAGCAGAAAUUACAUUUGGCUUACUACUGUCUAUUAUAUCGACCAUAGAACACAUGCUUGGCAAGAGCUUGCUACUUCCUCGCUUUUUCUUUCUUGUUUCUACUCUGGAUACAGUUGAGGGUCUGGAAUCAGUGCUAACUGAGGAACCCAUGUUGAUGGUUUGAGAUUUGUUGUUCUGUGACCAGCCAUUGGAAUUUAGUUCAAGCCGGCUAAAGUACUCAAUUUCUUGCAUUAGAAGGGACCCAACUGUGCCUCUGGUGCCUAUUUCUACAGGUGGAAAUUCAGCCAUUUCUUUUGUGUUGCUUGUGGCAAGGAUGGUGGGUGUCUGUAUGCUUUAUAUUGUUGGUGUCAAGGAGAAAGAAAAAGUGGGAUUGAAGAAGAGUGGUUUUGUUGUAUGUUUGAUGAACUUUUCCACAAGCUGAGGCAUUUUCUUUAGUUUCACAGAAGCUCUCCACUCUACCAUGUACUAUUUAUAUGAAGUGCAUGACAUGUAUUAUGUUUAUGGUUGUAGAGUUAGUUGGUGACAUGACAUUGUCAUUCCAUUCAUGUGCAUGCAGUAAAAAGUAUUAUCCUUGUAACUUUAUGUUUAAUCAUGUCUAGCUACAUCCCAAUAAUAAGUUCAUUAUUUGAGACUAUAGUCAGUGUAAUUUGGAGCAGAUGAAUUCAUGUGAAAGAAGAAAUUGGACCAUCA